This is a messenger RNA of Polyodon spathula (Mississippi paddlefish), 1230 nucleotides long. RefSeq names its product intraflagellar transport protein 80 homolog. Lineage: Eukaryota; Metazoa; Chordata; Actinopteri; Acipenseriformes; Polyodontidae. Gene Ontology annotation, biological process: cilium assembly. The transcript has 10 exons. Gene Ontology annotation, cellular component: centrosome; intraciliary transport particle B; cilium. The record is from RefSeq and is a predicted model, not a curated record. Bases 1 to 966 code for a protein of 321 amino acids.
AUGGCCUUUGGUGAAGUGAGAGCGAAGCUUCGCUCACAGGGAGUGGACAGUUUCUUGGUGUAUCCAGCUGUUUUGAAGAUUAAUCAUGGAGGGGAGCAUCUGGAGGCUAGGGAGGUGGAAGUAGCGAAGGAGAGGCUGAAAUUUUGGGAUUGGGGGUUAGAUUAUGACAGAACUGCCUUAGUUACAGCUGGUGUAGACGGGCAGGUUAAAAUAUGGACAAAAAGUGGAAUGUUGAGAUCCACUCUGGCCCAACAAGGAAAAUCAGUUUACCGGGGACCUGAUUCUGACGAGAUACUUUACACCCCAAGGAAGCAAUUGAACAUUAAACCGCUUCAGCAUAGUACCAAAGUUUUACAGGUAAAAUGCUAUGGUCAUAUGCAUUGGAGAAGCCAAACACUGGAAGUAUUUUGCCUGGUCUGUGGAUGGAACUCAAGUAGCCGAUGCCUGUGGAAAGAACAAACAUUGUGGGCCCGCCUUGCUGCAAUGGCAAUAGCCAAUAAAGAACUGACAACUGCAGAGGUUGCUUAUGCAGCAGUCAGAGAAAUGCCAAUGAAAACAGUGUACAUCAAUUCUAUAAAGGAUCUACCAUCCAAAGAAUCACCUGUGGCUCAUUUGAUGAUGUUUAGUGGAAAUGUACAAGUCGCAGAAGGGGUUCUUCUUCAAGCAGGUCUUCUAUACCAAGCAAUCCAGGUUCAUAUAAACCUUUACAACUGGGACAGGGCGCUGGAACUGGCAGUAAAACACAAGACACAUGUUGACACUAUUCUAACUCACAGGCAGAAAUAUUUAGAGGAUUUCAGCAAAAAAGAAACCAACAAAAGAUUCUUGCAGUACUCAGAGGAAGUGGAAGUAGAUUUGGGAAAAAAUCAAGCCAAAAUUGAAAUGGAAAUAGCUGAAGAGCAAGAAAAGGCAGCAACCACUUCAGCAGCUUCAACAGCGAGAAGCAGCAUAUCCACAAGAUGUUAACCUGUGAUAGAAUUACUCCUCAUUUCAUGAUAUAGUGCCCUUCUUCAUUUCACAGACUACUUAGAAUUACACUUACAUUAAAUCUAAAAUGCCAGUGUAACAAUUGUAAUACCAAUAUGGUCUAUAAUUCUCUUGUGGGCAAAUCACAGACAAUUUGCAAUGGAAUGGCAAUUUACCCACAGUGGAAAACCAAGCCUAUAUAUACAUGUGUGUGUGUGUAUUUCAGAUUAGAACUAAUUGAAGUUAAGAACACUAUGUUAAAAU